AGAGGGAGGCUGGGAGGCAGAUGUGGGACUUACCAAUUGUAAUUUUAUGGAUUUCUAAGACUGCUUUCACUAAGAAGUAUAACUGUGAUAGACAUAGCUUUGAAGAUGAGUAGCUGACUGUACAGGACAUCAGUGGUUCCACUCAGUAACAAGCGAGAAAGUUGCAUUCAGCUCCUGCAUUUACCUCCAUUUGGAAAUACAUCAUCUGGUUACACUCCUCCAGAGUGCUGGUGUGUUCUUGAAGCAUGGUGAGCUUUGUAAGAAAUUCAUACUGAAAACCUGUGAGAGUUACUGAAUACCAUAUGAAUAAAAGAGUAGACUUAGUCUUCAUGAUGUGUGGAUUUUUCUCUUCUUUAGUAUGUACAGGGAUCUCUGCGAGUGUUUGAAAUUAUGCUUUAACAAAUGUUAACAUCUGAUGAGUCAACAAAACUUGCCCUUUAUGUACUUCUGCUAAUCAUAAUUUUACUUCUCCUCACUUCCCCUUUCCACGCAGUUUUCUCUUUCGUUUUUCACUCGUGCUUGAGCUGUGUUGUCUGAGGAAGAUGUGACAACAAAACCAGAAAUACAUUCUCUUCACAAAAUUUAUUGUGAUGAUGACUUAUAGUGCUGCAGUAGCAUUAAGAUUGCAAAUAAUCUGACAAAAUGACCAAAGACAAGAUUCCCUGAAGACAUGUGACUGAGGAUGACUGUGCUGACUUUUUGUUCCUCUUUUCCUCAAACAAAGUUUGCUCGCUAAAUAGUGAGCAAAAUAAGUAAGCAUGUUUGGGCUAUAUUUUUUCAUUUUAUUCACCCCUGGAGUCGGUGAACUUCUUUGUACAUCGUCAGAUCUAGAAAUGUCAUACACUUUUUGUGAUUCUACAACACAUGCUUUCAUGUUUAAUUUGACUCCUUGCAGCACCAUGAACAAAUCCACCUGGAAUGCUGCUCUUACCUGGAUUCCAAGAAGCGACAUUGUCUUUUUGAAGAUCGUCUUCAAUGUCUGGUACGAUGGUGCCAAAGCGUUACACUGGAAAGAAGUCAUUUGCAGUGGAGCUGAUGAUGAAUACUCAGUGUGUGGAAUGCUGAAAGGAGGUGAGUGUGGAAAACAGACGGUGCCUUUCCCUUGCCUGGCAGGUUCUAUCCGCAGCAGGGCCAUAUCCUCCCAGCCCUUUUCACCACUAAGCAGGUUUCUUAAAAGACCCAUGCAGACAGAUUUUUCUCUCCAUAACCAAGACCUUGCUUGGCUGGCAGCAGACUUCAGAGCAGGCAGUUAUCUGGCACCAGAAUCCCACUGAAGAAGAGAAUUUCCAAAUUCUAUGUUUUAAUAUCCUUGUACCGCCGUUUCCAUCUCUAUAAAUUAGGAUUACUAAUAGCCUUCAUCUCAUUAUCACACUUUUAUUGUUAACAUCUCUAAAAUUACUUGGAAAGACUACACUUGACUGGACUGUGCAGAAAGCCAGGGUCAUUACUAAUAUCCAGAACACAGUUUAUUUAGAUAAGUGCCUAGAUGGGUUUUUAAAGAGAUUCUCUACACCCAUAUAUAAUGCUUUCUUUUAGUAGUCAAUCCUGUUCUACAGGCUAACCAACAUUAGCAUCACACAGGUUCAGAUCCAGAGUAUUCCGGCAGGAUGCCAAGCUAAAGGACAAAAAGACCUGUAAGGAGGUCAAAAUAGACAGCCCAUGUUUUCCGUUCCUUAAAAAUUAACAUAAUCUCUCUUUGGUUAUCAUUCAGCCGAACUACUAGUAUAAGUAUGGGAGUUAUCACAGUGGGACGGGUCUGUAGGAGGUAUUGCAGGAGCAUUGUGGUUAAUUUCUAUUUUCUGAUGUAGUUUAGACAAAUAUGCAGAGCUCUGGGAGAAGAAACAGGUGAGAGCUUUACCAGUGGAAGAGUAAAUGGCAUUGGCACUACUCCUAAGAGUUAUGCCAUAUUGCUUUGAAGUUAUUUAGGAAGUUUGAUUGAUGGCUUUAUGAUUAAGUAACCAUUUGUAUUAUAACUAUCUCUGUUUUACAGAAACACUUGCAACAGCGUUUGACAUUAAAGGUGCAAGAACAAAGUUUCCAAAGGUACUUGUCAGCAUUUUAUAUAAAGAAAUAACGGUAGUAAAAUCACAUACUUCCAUGCAUGUAUUUUCUGAAAAGAGGGGUUCACCCAAACUGUAGAAAGCAGCAAAAGGAAAUGUCAGAAAACUUUCUCAUGCUUGAAUUGACGACUCCAGUCCUCACAGAAAUCAUCAGAACCAUUCCAAGCAGCUACAUAGACAAGAGUGGGAAGCAUUAUGCACUAAUUUCCUUUUUCUUUUUUGUUUUAGGGCAAUUAUAGCAUUAUUUUACAAGGAUUUUCUGAUGAUUCUGAGAAAAAUAUGAUCAUGUGCUUGAAUUUCACCAUGAUAGUAAAACAAGAUGCUUUCUGAAUUCAAGAAAUGUUUCAAAUCACUGCAGAACAUGGAGGUCGCUUCUGCAAGCAACUGGAACCUGAGCUGUGAAAUAAUAAGCACACUAAUUUUCCUGAGGUAGAGUACCUCAAAUACUGUCUGGAAAGCUACGUGAUGGAUAGGCUUAUCCAUAUAGAGCACUGCUGUAAUCACAUGAUUAGUCAAUGUGCACAAAAUAUCUGGGAAUCAGGCAUCCUGAUUAAUCCCCAGAAUAACCCUGACUGGAUGUCAGGCUGAGCGUUUUGGUGCUGUGCCUGGAGUUAUGAAAAAGCUGAGUCCUUUCAGACUGCUAAACUAAUUCAAGACAUUUUGAAGUGCAAGAAUCAGAAGUUUACUUGUACUCAAAAUAGAACAGUAAUUGAAUCUGGGAACUGUGUUGUGUGGGUUUUUUUCUCUUUAAACAAUAAAAUUUUGUGUACAAUCGA
Molecule: messenger RNA, 2836 nt
Organism: Neopsephotus bourkii (Bourke's parrot)
Lineage: Eukaryota; Metazoa; Chordata; Aves; Psittaciformes; Psittacidae
Gene: LY96
Product: lymphocyte antigen 96
Exons: 3
Coding region: 759-1274 (171 amino acids)
Biological process (GO): toll-like receptor 4 signaling pathway; detection of lipopolysaccharide; cellular response to lipopolysaccharide
Cellular component (GO): lipopolysaccharide receptor complex
Molecular function (GO): Toll-like receptor 4 binding; lipopolysaccharide binding; lipopolysaccharide immune receptor activity
Source: RefSeq, a predicted model, not a curated record